Anopheles arabiensis is the source of this 10513-nucleotide messenger RNA. RefSeq names its product activating transcription factor 3 (gene Atf3). Gene Ontology annotation, biological process: regulation of transcription by RNA polymerase II. The record is from RefSeq and is a predicted model, not a curated record. Gene Ontology annotation, molecular function: DNA-binding transcription factor activity, RNA polymerase II-specific; RNA polymerase II cis-regulatory region sequence-specific DNA binding. Bases 2346 to 4634 code for a protein of 762 amino acids. Gene Ontology annotation, cellular component: nucleus. The transcript is spliced from 7 exons. NCBI's taxonomy places the organism in Eukaryota, Metazoa, Arthropoda, Insecta, Diptera, Culicidae.
GCUGCCCGCCAGUUUACAAUCGCACACGAAACGGACCGCACAUGACGGCAGUGACCGGAUCGCGAGCUUUGUCGCGCGAAACCCCAAAACCCGUACGCAAACCCGUGUCCCUGUUGUUGUCGUUUGCAGCUCGAUGCACCAAGCGCGUGACGCGGCGGAAAAGCGCCGGGAAACUGUUAGCAGCCACGUUCAGUGUCGCGACCGUCAGCAUCGACCGAGCGGACCGUCGGCCGCACUACCGGACGCUUCAGCGAGUUGCAGCACUCAGUGAAAAACGGCACUGCCGCCGGCCAGCAGAAUUACCACCCGGCUAGUGCGAACCACCACGACCCCCUGGGAGGGAAAAAGAGAAGUGCAAACCGUAAAGCGAAAGGUGAAUACAAAAUGUCACCCAGUGAAUGGGGAGGGUGUGUUGUGUGUAUGUUUGGUGCUAAAUGUUAAGUGUUUUAGUGUUAGUGUUUAUUUGCUAGCAGCAACAACCGAAAAAAUAAAAUAACGUAAAGUGUAUAAAAUACAUACAGAAAAAAGAGAGGCAAAAGUGCAAAACAACACACAGUGAUACUCGAGUGAGUGAGUGAGCGAGAGAGAGAGAGUGUGCAGCAGCAUCGAAUGAACCGAAUCGGGCAGACGAAGUAGAGGAUUAACACUGUGCCCGAAGGAAGUUGUGACAGCUCGGUUUUAGUGAUUUUUCAUCCAAGCAGGCCGCGUUCGUUCUGUUGUGUGCCGAGUGAUCGCAGGAUAUCAACACACACCGGAAGUGCAAACGCUACACACACACACUGCUGCAAACGAGGACAACGGAGCAACGGUGACGACAGUGUCCAACAGGUAAUGCUGCGAAUCCUUGACCCAAAACAGAAGGACAUUUCCCUCAUGUUCCCAAUCCUCUUUCCGAACACGAUUGUCAGCCGAAAGGGAUUUAUCAUACGCCAGUGUAAGGGCGCACUUUGGGGGCGAUAGCGCUCUCGUUGCAGAUAAGCUUCCGGAUUCGUGGGCCGUGCGCGGAUUCACGGACACACAGCAAGUGCAUAAAUCAAUCAAUCAAACCUCGCGGCGUUCGAGCCGCACCGACGAAAGCGGCAAACAGUGCAGAGGACGCAGAGCCUUGAGGGAGCCCGUUUUCGAACGAUCCUAUACGCAGUGCCUUUCCAUAUUCGCUCGGGGAAGCAUUAUUCGGGCAAAAGCUAAUGUGCGCGCCCCAAAUGCAGUGCCCGGCCAAAGCAUCCGCGCGCCCUGGAUGUUUGAAGUGAUCGUAGUGCCAACGCGUUAAUGUCUGUGAACAAGAGUGCCGUUAAAGCGUACAAUUCUUUAUACGACGGAAAGUGCCGUGUAUGCUGUGUAGAUCAGGAACCGCUUUCUAGGCUCCAAGAGCUGCUGUGAAGUGGUUACAAAACAAAAACAAGGAACGAAAUCAGUCUUUCAGUCAACGACUGGCGCUGAGAGCAGCAAGCAUAUUGUGAUUUAAGUUAAUUUUGUACAGCAACAAUACCUUCAUAUACAACCACGCACACAUACAUACACAUAUACGCACAGAAACGUACAAUCAGUACUAUUUAAACAUACAACCCUAUUUAAACCUAUCGACGUCGACAGUUUGUGCAUUUGUGCUCGUCCCUGUCAGCAUCAUUCAGCACUAACAGUUUCAUCAAUAAGCGCAUUGUACAUCCCUGGUGCACUCAAAACUACCCAAAACCAAACUCGAAACACAAACACACACACAUUCGCGUGACACUAAGUGUACCAAAACACGUGCCCUUUAUUUCUGCAAGUGAACCACUUUGCGGCUAAAGCAAGAAGACACAAGGAAGGCACAAGGAAUAUUCUUCCCAGUUCAAAAGUGUGCAAAGUGCAGAGUGCAUUCGAAAAAAAAGAAAAAUCUGUGAUUAGAAUAAUUCUGUUUAUUUUGUGUGUUUGUUUGCUUUAUUUUAGUGACGGUCCUGAAAGUGUGUGUCUUUCGAUUUAUGUUUUCUUGUUUUCUAUACGAUCCGUUGCGACGCUGGUUUCAACGAAGUUUUUUGUUAAAAGUGCCACGCCAUUACAAAGCGAACGAAACGAACAAACGACUCGACUUUUUUUACCAAGUUAAGUGCACAUUAGUAUACGCGUCGAAACAAGCAAGUGUUUGCAGUACAAGUACAAGACAACGGGUCCGAUCUUUCGAAGAUUUGGCGAUACGCGCGAUACAACUUAAGCCGGGAGAAUCUAAUUCGCCCGCCAUUUUUAGUCAUCCAGUCACCGCGGUCAGUUGCUAAGCAACGAAGCAGUGCAUCCCCAGCGCAUCAUCACCAAAACGACACGAUCGAGCGCGAUCGAACAGGGAACAAACGCAACCCACACAUCAAAACAUGUUCAACACAAACCUCAGCCUCACCGUGCCAUCGCUCCUUAUCAUGGACGGUGGCACGCCCAGGACGCCGGAGAUCCUCAACUCCCUGAUGGCCAUGACAAACCCGCUCGAGUACUCGUUUCCAGUGAACAACUCACAGACCUCACUGAACGACAGUCAUUCCAACAGCUCCGACUCUCCGCUGGACUCGCCCGCCAGCCAGCAACAUCAAUCGCACCAGCAGCAGCUACACCUUCACACCGGCAAGACGCCGAGCGUACAACAGACAUGCUCGCAACUGAUCAAGGAAGGCGUGAAGCUGCUAAUUCAGAGCAAGCGCAAGCACAGCGGCGGAGACUCGAGCGACGGGAAUGAAUCCAGCACACCGAAGGCGAAGGUAGCGCGACGGCGUGAUGCCUCCAUGACCGACCACCGGGAGACGAGUGAAGAUGACAUCGACUUCAAGUCGAGUCCUCGCUCGACUGUUGCGCUAACACCGGAAGACGAGGACCGGCGACGGCGACGCCGCGAAAGGAACAAAAUCGCCGCCACCAAGUGUCGCAUGAAGAAGCGCGAACGUACGGUGAACCUGAUCAACGAAUCGGAGACGCUCGACGCCCAGAACAGGGAGCUAAAGUCGCAGGUCAGCAAGCUGGAGACGGAGUAUCGGAAGUUGGUGGAGAUCCUGCAGGCGCACGGUCCAACGUGCGUUCAUCAGAAUGGCUAUCAACCGCUUCCCUCCCUGUCGACCAUUAUUGGAGCCGGUGUAGCUAGUACCAGCACCAGCACCAGUAGCAGCAGCAGCACCAGCAGCAGCAACAACAGCAACAAGUAUCUGAACGAUUUGACCUAUCUCGAUCAGGACCAAGCGAGCGGCCAGGGAGAGAUCAAGUACUCGGAGUGCUUGAAGUCUGGAGUCGCCUCCAGUACCGGAUCACCAAUGGAUGGCUUCCACAACCAAGACUCUCUGCUUCCGCCCGGAUACUGUAAGCUUUCUCCAACGGAACCCAACAGCUUCCUGCUAGAAUCACCAUCCGAGUUACCCGGCACGGGAGAUCAAACGGCCAAAUCGGAAUACAUUCCCGGUCCGGCAGUGUCUGUCGCAUCCUCCACCACUGCUCCCCAACCUGCUCCCAAGAAUGGACGUUCGAAACCUGGACCUAAGCCGCGACAGUCUAGAGCCCAGAACAAAAUCACUCCCUCAGCGACAGCCACAUCUACUACCGCAACGAAUCUUCCCUCUCUGAAGAGCAACGCCAGCAUCAUCAACACUACUACGACCACCACUACUACCACCCCGUUCGGCACGAAAGGAAACCCACUCAUUGCAGCCACCCUCAUGACCACGACGCCCUCCUCUUCGCCCUCAUCCGUACCUUCACCCCUAACUGGAUCCCACUCUUUGUCGACGGUGAAUCCAAUCAUCAAUUCUAUCGGAGGCCUCGGCACGACGGACGACGAUGACUUCAUACUGAAAAACGAACUCAUCGACACGCACAGCCCCUACACGACGGUGCAGAGUGCGGAUCGGUUCCUGUUCGAUGCCACGCUCGAUCUGUACAACAACAACGCGCACAGCCCGCUGACCGCAGGGCUCAACUGUGCCACCUCACACCAGCAACACCAGCAUGCACAACAGUCGCAACACAACCAUCAUAUGCAGCAACAGCAGCAGCAGCAGCAACAUAGUGCCACACUCAACAACAACAACCCCAGCAUGGUAAACGAAAAUGACAAACUCAAUCACCUGAACGCGAUUAAAGACAACACCUCCAACACGCUGCUCGAGUUCGGUGCCAGCUUCGAGACGCUUAAACCCGCCACAGUUGACUACACGCAGCAUCAGCAGCAAGCCCAACACUCCAACGGAAUGCAUCAUCAGCAACAGCAGCAACAGUCACAGCAACAGCUAGAUAGCCUGCUAGUCGUUGGGGACCCUACCCUUGGGCAUCUUCUUCAUCAUCAACACCAACAAAACCAUCACCAGCACCAUCACCACCAACAACAGCAGCAGCAGCAGCAGCAGCAACACCAACAACAGCAACAUCAUCAACACCAGAUGCAACACCAGCAACAACAUCACCAACUGCAGCAUCAUCUCCAACAACAUCACCUUCAGCAACAGCAACAGCAACAACAUCAACAUCACCUACAUCAGCAGCAGCAACAACUCGUCAGCAACACGUUGGAUCUGCUCGGAUCGGCUGCGAACGAUAUGUUCCUACUGGCCGACGAUGAUCCGACAGGUUUCACCGAUCUCGACAGCGGUAUAACGGCGUACAACAGCAUCAACGGGUGUCUGGCGUGACCCACAUCUUUCGAUCUGUAAGAUCCUCCCCAAGCACAAACGAACCCUCAAACCCUUGGGGAGAUGAUCCUUUAGAGAUCUUGUGGAGACUAUCUGAGCUCUAAUCGUGUCUAAUCGUUAAACGUGAUCAAUUUACCGCAAGUAUCUCUCGAAAUGUCUAUUCUACUACACUGCGGAGGUGCGUCUUUCCCGAAGCCUAAUGUACUUGUUUCGCCUGUUUUAAAAGCUGCUGCUGCUCCCGCUGUGUCCCUUUCCUUUACGAGUUCCUUACUUGACCGUCUUCCAUCACGCCCGAUAGGUUAGCACGCAAACGACUUUUUUCCUACUGAAUCGUCUCUUUGGACUCUACAACUUUACUACUAACCAGUCAGCUAUUUGUACAACAGGUUGUUAUAUGUACGAAAUUGAGGUAAGGUGUCAUCUUCGCUAAACCAACCGAGACCACACUCUGAAGACCCAGAGAUGUCCCCAACAUUACCCACCAUUGAGUCGUAAUGUCUCCAAAAUACUCUCGCACAUACAUACAACAUUCAUCAAACAUUUGAUCGUUGUGAGUUUUGUGUCUUGUGUAACUUCCAUAAUGCGUCCCAGGAAAUUACUUUCUUUUUUUCUGUUCUGCAAUGGAAUUUGUUGCGUUUUGGUUUGGUGUCUACCAGCUAUAACCCUGACCAUGUCAAGUAAAUGACAGCGUGGAAGAACACAACAAAGCACACACAAUAACGCUGAAUGGAAACAGAGGAAAUGAGAUGGCGAAAAUGUAAAGAUCGGAAAUGCAUUCCUUUUUCGUGUGUAAGGUUCAAUAAUCGUAUCUCAUUUUAUGACUACUAUUGUAUGGUACACUAUUACUGAAUGUUAUUAAUAUUAUUAUUAUUAUUAUUACUAUUAUUAUUCUCUUAUUCCUACUACUGACUAUUAUUCUUAUUGUGGCUAUCUUGUUUACCGUUUUCUUUACCUUUUCGGUUCUGCUCUUUCCAUUCGACACAUGUUUCCGAAACGUUGUGUGCGCUUGUUGUUGUUUUUUUGUGUUUCUUUCCACUGCCAUUUUACUUGCUGGUUUUGGCUGCACUGUGUUCCGUUCUUUCCGUCGUAUUUUGCAUACCCCCGAAAGAGCGGGAAAGAUAAUCGGAAUUUUGCAUAUAUAUAUCUCCCACUUUUGGCGUUGUUGUGUUCAUGUUCUUGUGCUUCUUCACACCCGCAAGCUAAUUUUUGUCAACCAGCAGAAUAUUUAUCUUCCCAAAAGCUACAUCUCCCUACCCCCUUGUUUAUAUAUGGUGGUCUUUCCUUCUUUUUUGGCAAAUUUGAAUACUGUCCAAACCUUUUUUUUUAGUUUUCAAAGGUAUAAAACUCAGCUUGCAUGUGGCACUGUUGUCAAAAGUCUACCGUGGGCUCGCGCCAUAAGACGAGUGCUGGAAAUGGAAGUUAAAAACGUUGCAUGGUAACUGGACGGAGCAUUCAACCUCGCGUGAGAGGUGCGUUCGCACGCGCUCUGUACCUUAUCAUGCAACUGCAUGGAAAAGACACGAAAAAAGUAUUUUCAACCUUAUGUUGACAUUUUCUGCUGGUUUCGGUAUAGCGGUGUAUGUCUGUCAAUGUAAAUUCAUUAAUUAAAUUACCAUUUGCACGGUACGCUGUCUCCCCUCUGCUGAGUAGGAGCCGGGGACGGCACUGGCACAAAAAAACUGGCACAAGAUUAAACCAUAUUUGACGGUCCAUUAUUGGGAUUAUCGGCAGAGUAAUGCUGAUUGAUGUACGACGGAAAGCAAUGGUAGAAGAAUCUCACAAACAACAUCAACCAAAAAACAAACGCUCAGUUUCCGUUUAUGACGAUCUACUGCAAACGAGAAGUAUCCCCGAUUGGUCCUCAAACCUCAACAUUCCAAGCGCGAAACCGAAAACGACACCUUUUACUACUAGCACUGCACUGCAGCGACGAGUACACGAGGCGCAGAUGGCGGAAGCGUGGUUCAAAGCAAAUCUAAUUAACUUAAUGCAUAAUCAUAACGAUACCAAUAAUUACCAUUCGUUCGCGAGUUCUGACUACUAUCGUAUUUGUGAAAAAAUGAAGAAGAGCUGUAGCUCUUUCUUCUACUUCGGACUGAUCCUUAAAUGUCACUUACAAGCACCAACGGAAAGUUACCAACUACUUGUACAUCUCUCUAUCUCUCUGGUGGUCUGUAGAAGCCAAACGGAAAGUUACCAACCGAUUGAAGCAAACAAACAAACAAAAAUGUAGAAACUAUAAUGUUUCAUUGUGUUAAGUUUUUUUUUCUAGAUAUAAUCCUGUAUUAAAUGGAUUAAAACAAACCUUUUUGAUGGACCCAUAUGGAUAAGGGCUGAGGAGUUUGUUGCUGAAGUGUUGCUGCCCCAUAAGGGCAAAUCACAAAAUCUACGGGUGCCAUACUAUUAUCGUGUAAGUGUACGGAUACACACUACCAGUACACGAGAGCAUACAAUACCAGUCAAUUAGUAUUAGCCGUUUUCUCGUUCAUGACUUGAUGAGGUCUUGUUUUGUUUUUUUUUUUUAAUUUACAUUUCAUCUAUUUACCCUUAAUCUCACCUAGUGAUUAGUUACGGUACAUCAAUCUCGUUUAAUGUAAAACGGUAAAUACUUAGUCUUCCUCUUAGCGUUCUACCCGUUUUGUGUUGCGCCGGGAGUGUUACAUUUGCCAUGCAAUCGGACUACAACGCGCAUUUGUUAACCGGUUAAGAUGUUUUGUUUAAAUAAUUAAUAUAUUCUUGCUUUGAACUUACGCGCGCCAUCUGUUCCACGUACUCGUACUUGCACACUCAAGAAGAUCCCCCCGACAAGACGCUAGGGCCCUCUUUCUUCCCGGUUAGAUCUCCCAUCCCUUCGUUCUAAAGGCCAUUUAACAGCAACAGCCUCCACAAACAGCAACAACAACAACCAAGACCAAUUUAAUAUUAGCUAGAUUUGGAUUACUGUAAACGUACUAUUUAAGCGUAACAAUCGACCGAAAGCUUACUGUGAAAUCUAGGAUAUAGGAUAUGAUAGAGGUACGAUAAUUGCUGUAGUGCUGCAUUUCAAACCCAACUGCAGCGAAACUGCACACCCACAGAAGCCGACUGCAAUGUGCAAUGUGUGUUCGUCGUGCAGUGUGUGUGCACUACGACACUACGAGUAUAUAUUAUAUAUAUUUAUCAAACUAACACUGGUCAGGAGCCUUAAGCAGAAAAGGAAAGGAGAGGCCUUCUGUUACGCUGGGCAAGUGAGCAGCUUCCCAAGGUGGUUUAUAGCAUAGAAGGUAAAGUGUCGGCUAAGGCAAACAUUCAAACUGUAUACCAUUUUAAAAGCAAACUCAUCUCGUUCACCUCCCCUUCCCAUUGGAACAAUUAGAGCCUUUCAAACAGCCUUUGAGAGCAGUGUGUGUGUAUUUGCUGCUGCUUGGUUGGUCUUCUCAGUUGGUUAUAUACUCAGGUGGCUGGGCGUGCUGCUUUUGGCACGAAUAUUUGGAAGCUUCACUUGUUUUGUCCCAAACCAUCCACAUUCCCUCUUUCUCAUCUUCUUACCGCAGAGGGGAGGAAGGGCAGGAAAGGAAGACGGCUUAAUCGAACCACCUAUUCCUUCCGAUCCAUCCAGAAGACGAGAAUUGGGAAUGGAGGAUGCAAACAAAAAUGCAAAAUGUGUGAAGCUAACAUCAAAUCCAUUCGAAAAGCUGCCACUAACGCCACCAAAUCCAUCGCAUGCCUUACUGUAAGAACUGUGAGCGGAAAAAAAGAUAUUUAGCAGUACAGUUUAAAAUUCAUUAUCAAAACUGGAUAAAAUGCCUUCCUAUUUGGAUGAAUAGGUUAUAAUGCAUGUUACUAGUUAUUUCGUCAAAAGAGAAACAAACAAACCCGAACGAAACAGAAUUUAAAAAAAAAAAACAACAACGCCAAGAAGCAAGAAAACAUUACUAAACAAAACAUAAAUAUACAAAACAAAAAACGAGAGAAAAAUAGACAAAAAAUAUUAACAUUCAAAUGCUAUUCCCAUACACGUUUUGCGCUAUAGGCCUUAGCUGUUUACACGCCAAACGGGCGUACGUGUCGUUGGGUAGAUGUUUUAUUCUUAUGGUUUAAUGCAAUGCAUUAUACACUCGGGGCAGGACCAACUUCAAAGCGCUUUACCUUUUCUUUUACCUUGUACCAAUCGAUAAGAUGAUACGCUGAAGGCGAAGGAUAAAAACAAACAAACUAUUGGAAAAAACCCAUUCAAAUGUUUUGUUUUCUAAAAUAUUAAGUGUGAUAUAGAAAAGAAAGAACGCAGGCAUACGAAAAUUGGAAGACAACAGAACGAAGGAUAUUAGCAGAGGAGCUAGGGGGGCGAUCGGUGAAGGCGAUCGGUCUUAUUCUAAAAGGGUGAUAUAUUACUUCUUAAAUCAACAAGUUGCAAAAACGAGUUACGAUAUUUGAUAUUCUUAAUUUCAUUCAGUGGAUCGUAAAAUCAAUAGAGCUUUUCCUUAAAAGUACACCCAAUUUCCCCUAGAGCGUUCUUUGACCCAAAAAUAGAACAGGAAGAAGCUUCCAACGAUCCCGAGCGCCGCGGCUAGUCGACCUCUGUCCACGUUAUUUCGUAUGCGCACGGGGAAGCGAAAACUAUCGAAUGAAAUUUAUUAUUCUACUUUGUACCUGGCUACCGUUGGCCUCGUGUGUUCACCGUUGGCGAACGAAACACACCGCCGUUGCAUACGGGCGGAAAAGAAAAACAGAACAAAAAGUGGGUAAAAUCAGAAAAAGGACUCACAUCGAAUACGAAAAUCUCCUCCCCUGACACAACUUAAUCGCUUUGUGCGCGCACAAACACACCAACACACAGUAAAGACAGUAGAAUGGAUCAUAAUCCGUUAGGAAACUAAAAGACAGCCAUCACUUUCACGCACUAUAGGAUCGAUCCUUGGAUCCAUUGCAUAGGGUUUGCCUGGAGCAUGGAGCCAUCAAAUGAAGUACAAUAUUUAUAGCCAAACGUCUGUGCUUGGAAUAAAGAAGCUAACAUUGUCUUUCUAUCCCGUAUCUUGUGUGCUUCAGUUGUUAAUGCUAAAACAAAUAUGCGUAAGGCAAUAAAGGGAAACACAAUAUGCUACAAUACAAGCGAAAGAAAGGGCUGCCUUAGGAAGCAUUCUAGUAAAAGCAUAGCUAUCGUGUAAUGUAAAAGGAGUAAAAAUGUUAACGAUAAACAGAAUGCACACUAAACAGUAUUGUGUUAUCUCUAAAGUGACCGUUAGUGUGUCCACUGUCCUAAACUAACGUUCACAAUGUCUUUGUGUGGCCCAUUUGUCUCAAAGCCUCAGCAUAUUCGUCGCAGCUUCCAUGUACGCACAAAACAUACGCACACACACAGUAAACCAGGGAGGUGUUCGCGCAUAACUGUUGCUAAUGUGUCUUACAUCAACCCGCAAACUUAGUACGCAAAAGGGUAUAUGACAGCAUAGCUGACAACAGCACAGAAACGAUUAGAAUGGGAAAGGAAAGCCUUGAGAGGAUUUAAAAAGGAAACGAGAAUGAGUCACGAUAUUCUUCCGCCUUGUUAGAAAGAUUGCAAAAAACAAUCAAUAAUAAUUCAAAUCGGUCGAUAUACAUGGUGUGCUGGCGUGCAAGUCUAUUUACAAAUCAGCAAAUGUGCAGCAAUACCAAGCCUCACAAUGUUCGAUAAUGCUCGUGUGAUGAAACAGUAUCAAACGCGGUGUAGUGUGUGUUAAGAAAACAGCAACAACAAAAACGAAACAAGCAGACGCGUUAUUAUCUCGUAUCGUAAAAUGGUAAAAGUGUUUCAAAGCGCAACCACAUUUCAAAAAACCAAGCUGUGUCACGAAAUCGAAACCAUGAAGGAGAAAAAAUAUAUACACAUAAACAACAUCGGACUAAAAUAGCCCAAUAUAACA